Molecule: messenger RNA, 1306 nt
Organism: Aspergillus homomorphus CBS 101889
Lineage: Eukaryota; Fungi; Ascomycota; Eurotiomycetes; Eurotiales; Aspergillaceae
Gene: isa1
Product: Fe-binding Fe/S cluster assembly protein ISA1
Exons: 2
Coding region: 178-897 (239 amino acids)
Biological process (GO): iron-sulfur cluster assembly
Cellular component (GO): mitochondrion; cytoplasm
Molecular function (GO): 2 iron, 2 sulfur cluster binding
Source: RefSeq, a predicted model, not a curated record
ACUCGAUCUUUCCCGACUUAACUCUCAUCAUCCUUCUUGCAUCCCUCUUGUCAUAAGCAUUACAGUGACGAACCAACUUCUUAAAAUCCUGUGGCAGAUUAUCUACGGGCUACUUCUAUCCUUUCAUAGAUCUUUGCUAUCAGCUGUUCUUACACCGCUUCAUUUCCCACAGUCACAAUGCAGCCUUUGGUGACAUCAUCCGCCACGCUGCUCAGCUUGUUGAGACAGUCGUCCAGCAGACGCACAGUGCAGACAUACCGUCUGUUCUCUUCCUAUGGCAACUCGCACCGGUCCUCAUCGAAACGUGAUAUGCAGACUGCCACCGCAUACCGGCCACACAGUCUGCCCACCUCUUUCCCGCCUCCUCGGACCUCAGGGUCCUCAGACAAUUCCAUCGCUGCGGACUUCCCCUCAUUCCGCGAGAUGGCCUCGCCUCAGCUUCCCGGACAACAAGCCUAUUCACCAAAUCCCGGCCUGUCUGAAGGCGAGGCGCAGAAGCUCAAGCCCACUGAGACCGUAUCCACUGCUGCUCCCAAGACUACCGAGAAGCCCCGCAGAAAACUCCGCGCCCGCAAAGCUGCCAUGAAAGUGACUCCGGUAGCGAUCGAGCAACUUCGCAAACUCCUCUCACAGCCAGAACCCAAGAUGAUCCGUGUGGGAGUGAAGAACCGAGGCUGCUCUGGCCUCGCCUACCACCUGGAGUACGUGGAGAAGCCGGGCACUUUCGACGAAGUCGUUGAGCAAGACGGCGUCAAGGUCUUGAUCGACAGCAAGGCUCUCUUCAGCAUAAUUGGAAGCGAGAUGGAUUGGCAAGAGGACAAGCUCAGCAGAAGAUUUGUCUUCCGCAACCCCAAUAUUAAGGAAGAAUGCGGCUGCGGUGAAUCCUUCAUGGUAUAAGGUGCUUUCGGCGCUUUUAUACAAUCUUGAUAUUGCUUAUUGGAUGAAUCGGGUUUUGCGUUCCUAUAUGCAUUGGAUGGCGUUUUUGCGGGCGGUCCCCUUCGGCGAAUGAAUUUUUUUUCUCUCUCUUCUGUUGAACAUAUCUUGAUUCCCGGGCACAUAGCCCACUAACUGUGCAAUAUAUUAUUUCUUCUCUCUUCACCUGUGGAUGAUAUAUAAUAACCCGGCCGGCAGAACUGCAACACCAAUGAGGCGAUAUGUGGUGACCUAAUCGCCUUCAUUACUCGUGUGCGGAAGGCGAACAGCCGCCAGCGAGCAUCCCCUAAAAAUGGGAUCGGUAUAGCUGAGCACUCUAGCUUGUCUUAUCACAAUGUCGUCCCUAGCAUGAUAGCUAAGACAAUUUCAUCGC